Molecule: messenger RNA, 544 nt
Organism: Ceratitis capitata (Mediterranean fruit fly)
Lineage: Eukaryota; Metazoa; Arthropoda; Insecta; Diptera; Tephritidae
Gene: Dpm2
Product: dolichol-phosphate mannose synthase subunit 2
Exons: 2
Coding region: 269-520 (83 amino acids)
Biological process (GO): GPI anchor biosynthetic process
Cellular component (GO): endoplasmic reticulum membrane; dolichol-phosphate-mannose synthase complex
Molecular function (GO): enzyme regulator activity
Source: RefSeq, a predicted model, not a curated record
UGAAAAUGAACUUUGAUUUUUAGCAACAUUUGAAGUGUAUUAGACAUUUUUUUUUUGAUUCAUGUAAACAAUUAUUUAGUCAGCGCAUUGCUGAUGUAAACGUUUGCAAAAACCAUAUGUACGGGUUGUUUGUGUUCGAAUCAAUUUGUAGCAUCUCUUACCUACAAGUGUUUACACAUCCAAACACACCUCCCCAAUCCACCCACAAGUUAAUCAAAAAAAUAUACAACACGCAUUUAUUUGCGACGCAGCAGUAAUACGUUUGUUGAUGGCUUCGAAUUCGCUUGUUGGAAAGAUUGUGGUCGUCGUUGCACUCGCAUUAUUUCUCUACUAUUUCUUUUGGGUAUCCAUAUUGCCGUUUAUGUUAAUUGACGAAGGAAACAUAAUACAUUCGCUAUUUCCGCCGCUUGAAUAUGCCUUCAUAUUUCCGGCAGUGUUCGGUGUGAUUUUUCUUGGUGGCAUUUCAAUUUACACUUUGUAUCAUAUAUGGGAUCACAUUUGGGAGCGGAAAACUAUAUAAAAUCGUGCGUCAUUACAUUCUAAU